This is a messenger RNA of Owenia fusiformis, 2339 nucleotides long. The record is from the annotation of a GenBank genome assembly. Lineage: Eukaryota; Metazoa; Annelida; Polychaeta; Sabellida; Oweniidae.
CCUAUUGCUUUAUGGUAAACUUUGAUUUUGUUUUUUUGUUUUUUAACUUUAGUUAAAAAUGAAUUAAUUGCUAUUUUCCGCAGAGUACGCGCUUCUAACAUAGAGCAUAUGAAAGGGAGGAGUGGCUUGUUUCCCGCGGAGGGAGUAUACUAAAUUUUGCAGUCAGUUCUACACCCACUAAUUAGGCUACUUGCACAUUCGUGGCCGAAGAAGAUUUGAGGGGUAUACAUGGUAUAUGAUGUUUGGCAAUUCUCCCAAUGGCCCUGAGUGCAGUUACCUGCAAAGUGUUGACACCCCAAAUAUGGAGAAUAAAGCUGAUUUGUACCAUAACGUAUAAUAGGAUACAUAAAGCUUCUCAAACUAUUCUGUCUUCAGAACUAUUUUCUACACCAAAACAUCUGCAAAUAUAUGCACGAAACUUGGUUUAUACCAUGGAUAUCACUCCUCCGAUUGGAGCAUUUGUUUGCCAGCCACUUUCAAAACCUAUUCAUUCUCAGAAGACUACUAUUACCCAAUCAGUGGUCGAUAAAGUGACAAAGCCUGUCCAUACACAGGAGAACACUGUUGCUCAAUUAAAGUUAGUUACAGAACAAGUUAAUGAGACUAACAUAAACACCAAAACCUAUUUAUCAGCAGAUCAAAUCACUAAAUUCAAGAACGAUGACAAGGAUAAAGCGAUUAAUGAUACAAGUACUACUAGAUAUGCUAUGACUGAAAUUGACACAGGUGAUACAUGUACAAGUGAGAAAGUGAAAAUAAACAAUGAUGACACUCCAAUAGAAAUAUUUACUCCAUUUACUCCAAUAAUUGUAACAGGACCCCCUGAUCCAACCAAAGCUCACCAAAUAGGAGCCACCCAAUCAACAGAUCACCCAGAUACAACUAUGAAAAGUAUCAAAAGAAAAUUGACAACAGAAUGUGAUAGAGAUAGUUCUGAAUAUUCUCAAUCAACAACAAAGAAAAAAAGCAUUUUACCGAAGAGUUUACUUUCUCAAGUGACAUCUUUUAUACAGGAUAAUAAGCAAAUUAUGGAUGCUUCAAAGUUAGAUAAAACAACAUCUAGAGUAGGAAAGUCUCAUAUUGAACAAAAAAAGAAGAAAAAAUCUAAAACUAAUACCAACGAGAGAUUGAAUGAGGAUGGGUGUGAGGCUCAAGAUACAACUGAUAAUGGUGAAGAUGCAAAUAUUGCUGCAAGUGAACUUAAUCAUGAUUUGAUUGAUACUCUUAUGUUGAGCAAUGAGUCAAAAAAGAAUAAUCAAGAAAAAUCAUUGCGCAGAAAAAGAAAGAAGAAGGAUUUUUCGACUGAAAUGGCUACGAGACGUCCUAACUACUUCCUGUCACUUCAGAUACAUAAUCCUAAGAUUCAUGAAAAGUGUCGUGAGGUACAAGAAACUGUGGUAGAGCAGGAGAGGGCUUUAAAGGGUGCACUUGUAGCACUGUCUACACUACACAUUACACUGAUGGUCAUUCAAUUGGAGAACAAAGACCAAAUUAAACGAGCAACCAUAGCAAUGGACAACUGUCAGAGACUUUUAGCUUCCACACUUAAAAAUCUUGUUACUAUUGAAAUAGAGGGGAUAUCUCACUUCCGUAAUGCUGUUCUGUAUGCUGAUAUAAAACCUGGUCCAGGGCUAGACAUGUUGCAUAAAAUUGCAGAUGCUGUGAAAGAAACAUUUCGUCAGGAGGGUAUUGAAUCUACAGAUGAUAAGGGACUUACACCUCAUCUUACAUUGAUGAAACUUUCAAAGAUGAGGACAAAAAAAGUGAAAAAGAUCAAGGCUGAGCUCUAUAAGGACUACAUAGAUGCAUAUUUUGGCGAGGAGACUUUCAUAUAUAUCCAGUUGUGUGAAAUGAAAAGAGAGGAUGACACAGGAUACUACAUUGUUGAACAUGCUGUGCCAUUACCUUAUGUUUCUAGUUGUGAGCUCUAAUAAGAAGAUGGAGACUACAGCAUCCCACUGUGAAGAAUCAUUGGUAGCACGAUUCAUGAAAAACAAAACAUUUGUAGUCAAAGUGGACAAUAUAUUGGAAUUUAAAGAUGUCACAAAAUCUCUAGACACUAUAGCAAAUAAAGCUGAAACUGAACUGCUGAAAGAUACAGAUAUUGGAAAGAAACACUGACACAAAUGGAAGAAAAAGUCCUAAAUAUUUUAUGUUAUUUACUAUUUACAGAAUAUCGUAGAACUUAUACUCUCAUACAUUGGAUAUGUACCCAGGGAUAGAUAUGAGAGUCACGCUGAUUCAGAAAAAUCAUUACAUGGAUACAUUUUUCUUUAAAUCCAUGGAAAAACAUAAUAUUAUUGCAUGUUCAUUUAUAGUACUGAUCUUAAUAUAUUGAC